AAAAUGAAGACGUCAGCGUCAACUCGUUGUCGCCCACAGUCUUCAAUAAGUUUAGAUGAAAAAAGGCACAGAAAUCGAAGUCUUGGAUGUAUUUCUCGUUAUUCUGCAUCUCCAUUGCCAGGAUUUUCAGCCUUUUUGGGAACUAUAACAAGGGUAUCAACUGGUCAAACUACAUUUCAUCCAUAUGGAGUUCAGGAACCAUUAUCACCACAAUCUUGUGUUGGAGUAUUCACCUCAAUGUAUUGUAGUACACCAUCGGAAUAUUCAUUUCAACCAAUGUUCAGUUUAUCUGACACUCCUCCAUUAGUAUCUCCAGAACCAGAUGAUGACGUGGAUUUUUCGCCGGAUAUGACAAGGAAGAAAGAGUCUGCUUCAUCAGGAUAUGGAUCUGCUGGAAGUGAAUCUGAACAUGAUUUGAUGUCAUUACGGAGUGACGAUAUCAAGUUUCGUGGACGGCUCCGUCAUAGAGGUUCUCACGUUGGAGGACAAGCACAGGAUCUUCAUCGUCGGCGUUCGAUGCCUCCAACAUAUAAUUUCGAGAGUGAUGUGACCCGAGUCGUGUGUCAUGAUGGAUAUGCCACAUAUGAAACUAAUGUGGACACCGGAGAGCAAAUCCGGAUGGAAAUACGAGGAAUGAGUCGACCUGAAUCAGUACUUCAAUUAGCUCGUAAAUUCGGAGAAAUCUCUGCGGCUCAGGAAAAUGAUAUUCACAAAUCCCGACUUUCACUGAAACUUGGGGGAAAAGAAAAUUUAACAAAGCCAACUUUGAUCUUAUCGAAAAGUGGGCCGCCUACUCCAAUCAGACAUGUUGCUCCCACUAUCACCCACACACUUCCAAAUCGUCCAAAUAUCGGAGGAAUCGCCAGUUUAAAGUCCGAACCAAAAAUGUCUCGUCCGAAUAUGUUCAAGCAAAUGGAAAAGGUUGAAUCUAACACAACUACAACUGCUCCACCACGUCAGCUUAAUCCGAAUUCCAUAAAGGAUGCACUUUUGCGUUGGAUUCAAAAUAGAGUUGCUGGUUACCCGAACGUGAAUGUAACAAACUUCUCCUCAUCAUGGGCUGAUGGCAUGGCAUUCUGUGCUCUUAUUCAUCGGUUUGCUCCAAAUUCAUUCGACUUCUCAAAGCUUGACCCAAACAACAGAAGAUAUAAUUUUGAUUUGGCAUUCAAAGUUGCAGAAGACAAUGGAAUAUUCCCAUUAUUGGAAGUUGAUGAUAUGAUUAUGAUGGGUGACCGUCCAGAUUGGAAAUGUGUAUUCACUUAUGUUCAGUCCUUCUACAAACAAUUCCGUGAUCAUCCAUAA
Messenger RNA from Caenorhabditis elegans, 1302 nucleotides. RefSeq names its product Calponin-homology (CH) domain-containing protein (gene T15B12.1). The record is from RefSeq and is marked reviewed. The transcript is spliced from 11 exons. Lineage: Eukaryota; Metazoa; Nematoda; Chromadorea; Rhabditida; Rhabditidae. The coding region runs from base 4 to 1302 and encodes 432 amino acids.